AUGCUCGAGAAAGUCUCUGAUUUCGAUGACUAUGAUCUUUCGUUUGAAAUUGAGGAAACUUAUAAGAAGAUCGCAAAAUUAGAAUUCAACUUAACAGGCAAAGAUGAAUACAUAUGCUCAUCAUUAACAGAUGAUAUGAGUCGUGAUGUGAAUGGUUUAAUUUCACCUAAAUCUAUCGAAUUUUUAGUAUUACGUCAUGAUGACCAGCUUUGGUACAAGUAUGACCUGCGCCAAAAACCAUCAAUGUUUUCGAAUUCAAUUGUUAAGGUUGUAAUUGGAGUCAUAAUUUAUAUGAUAAUUGGAAUUGCUUUGAUCUUCAAAUUCUCUAGGAAAUCGAAGAAGGUAUCCUAG
Trichomonas vaginalis G3 is the source of this 351-nucleotide messenger RNA. Its product is annotated as A9 protein conserved region family. The transcript has a single exon. The coding region runs from base 1 to 351 and encodes 116 amino acids. NCBI's taxonomy places the organism in Eukaryota, Parabasalia, Trichomonadida, Trichomonadidae. The record is from RefSeq and is a predicted model, not a curated record.